AUGGUGUCUCUGUGGUGGCAGUGUGAAAGUGUGAUGAAGGUGGUGAUGGUGUCGUGGAUCAGGCGCAAGGACCUGCACGUGCUGACCACGGGUAACUUCACGUACACGACGGACACAAGGUUCCGCGCUCUGCACCUGCCCGGCUCGCCCUUCUGGAGCCUGGAGGUGGACCGGCCCGCCAUCACCGACUCUGGCCUCUACGAGUGCCAGGUGUCCACGCAGCCCAAGAUAUUCCGCCGCUUCAGGCUCAGCGUUGUGGUCCCCAGCGCGCGCAUCACCGGCUCGAGGGAGAUCUUUAUGAAGGCGGGCAGCGACAUCAACAUCACGUGUGUGGUGAAGGGUGCCAUCAGGGGAGCGCCCGUCACCUGGUACCACGUGCUGCCCCGCGACCCACCCAAGGAGGAGCUGGUGGAGAUCAACGCCGGGGGUCGGGGCGGCGUGCAGCUGGUGACGGACAAGAACUCGGGCACCAGCUGGCUCCUGCUCACCCACGCCACCUGGAGGGACGCCGGGAACUACACGUGCGCGCCCGUGCACGCCACGCCCGCCUCGGUGUCCGUCCACGUGCUCGACGAGGCUCCAGCUGAGCUCCAAAACGACCCCCAACCGAGCUGGGCCCAGACGUCCACCCAAGGAACGCCAGGCCUCCUGCUGCUCCUGCUGGGGUUUCACCGUCUGCUGGGGCGCGACGGGGGGAGAACGUGGUGCCUCUGGACUCUCCUGACCCUGUGUCUAGUGCUCCCCAGCGCCGUCAGGGGUACGAGUGGCCUUCAGGACGCCUCUCAGACUAGUAAAGCAGCAGAAGGAUCGUUAACAGUCGCCGCGAGGGAUGGAAACAGAGUCCUUGGGGUCACGCUCUUAAGAAAACAGGAGUUGGGAGGGCCCCCACACUGUGUGUGGAGGAAAUUAUCAACGGCACCCCGAGUAACGACAACAGCACCCAGGCGGUGGCCACACAAGCUGCACUCAAGAUGCUUUCAUCCCACCCCUAGAUGCCACCCCGGAUGCCGGCCUGGUGCACCCCCUUGUACGGCGUCUGGAGAGGGCAGAGAAUCUCGGGUGCUGUCGUGUCGUUCGUCAAGCUGCUCCGCUCGCCGCACACCAACAUGGCAGAGCAAGCCGUGUGGGCGCCGGGAAACACUGCUGGCGACGGGCCCAAACUCAGAGACUUCUUCAUUAAGGCUGGCAUUGUACAACCUCUUCUGCAACUCAUUAGACCAGACACAGAGACUGCUCAGAGAAUCAACGAGGUGGACCGCCUGGGACAGUUGAAUGAAGAGUGCGGCGGACUGGACAAGACUGAGGACUGCAGCACCACGAUCACGAGACCGUGUAGCCUGCAAGAAGGCCCAAAAUAUCAUCGAUAAGUAUUUCGGCGAAGAGGAGGGCCCCGAGGUGAGCAGCACCGUCAAUGGCCACGCGUAUGACCAUCAGGCGUGCGACUUCUCUGCAGUGCACAACGUGCCUGAGGGUGGAUUCUCUUUCUAGGACUCCACUGUGUGUGUCUGGCUAGGGAGUAGCAGCAGUAGGCAGGGUGUGUGUGUUCCACGGCGGAAUAAUGUGAUAAUGUAUCUGACCGUCAAUCUCAUUAG
Messenger RNA from Eriocheir sinensis (Chinese mitten crab), 1592 nucleotides. RefSeq lists its product as uncharacterized. Gene Ontology annotation, cellular component: neuron projection membrane. The record is from RefSeq and is a predicted model, not a curated record. The transcript is spliced from 8 exons. NCBI's taxonomy places the organism in Eukaryota, Metazoa, Arthropoda, Malacostraca, Decapoda, Varunidae. Gene Ontology annotation, biological process: synapse organization. The coding region runs from base 1 to 1272 and encodes 423 amino acids.